Molecule: messenger RNA, 535 nt
Organism: Periophthalmus magnuspinnatus
Lineage: Eukaryota; Metazoa; Chordata; Actinopteri; Gobiiformes; Gobiidae
Gene: polr3k
Product: polymerase (RNA) III (DNA directed) polypeptide K
Exons: 3
Coding region: 134-460 (108 amino acids)
Biological process (GO): DNA-templated transcription; termination of RNA polymerase III transcription
Cellular component (GO): RNA polymerase III complex
Molecular function (GO): nucleic acid binding; DNA-directed RNA polymerase activity; zinc ion binding
Source: RefSeq, a predicted model, not a curated record
GAGCUUUAUUUCCGGUGUAUCCAACCUCAUGCAAUGGUUUGUUUACUGUUGUUAAAUGUAACAUUUUGUCUUGUUUGCAGCGCCUGAAUUGCGGUAUUGUCCAAAUAGUUUUAGUUAAUAAUUCACUAUAAACAUGCUUUUGUUUUGUCCAACUUGUGGAAACGUUUUGAUCGUCGAAGAAGGACAAAAGUGUAUGAGAUUUGCCUGUAACACAUGCCCAUACGUUCAUAACAUCACAAGAAAGGUAAACAACAGAAAGUACCCGAAGCUAAAGGAGGUGGAUGAUGUCCUUGGUGGAGCAGCAGCUUGGGAAAAUGUUGACUCCACAGCAGAAACCUGCCCCAAAUGUGAGCAUCCUCGGGCAUAUUUCAUGCAAAUUCAGACCAGAUCUGCUGAUGAACCCAUGACCACCUUUUACAAGUGUUGCAACGCUCAGUGUGGACAUAGAUGGAGAGAUUAACCCUCAGCACUUGCUAAGUUAUCUGAAAUAUUUCUUUGCUCACUCAACUGCUUUUUUAUUUAUUACAAAACUCUU